UGAGUCACUGUUUACACUGAAUUGUCUUUAAGCAAAUUCAACAAUCAAAUUUGUAACCGUUUCCUGGCAGCAAGAGAUGUGAACAACGGGAUACUUUUCACCCCAGUUGGAGAGUCGGAGCCUCUUCCCAGAAGAUAAGUUCUCAAAUAUAAGUUGUGCAAGACUAAGAUUCUUGUGAUGCUUUUGUAAAUUAGCUGGUGGUCUGGCACCAUUUCUAAACCAUUGCUGUUUUCUGAUCAACUGCAGUGUUUAGAAAAUUUUUCCACAUUGAAACUAAAGGCAUAGAUUGUUUUCCCUGCACUUGACCUCACUGUACACAAUAAACUGUCACAAAGGAAUGUGACUGGAAACAGUGCUCUCUGUCAACAGCACAGUUAGUGUGGCUAAGAGUUAACGAUCUGUGUUUGGUUAACUCUCAGCCGGCAAAACAAAGCAUGUUUGACAGUCAUUGCACUAAAAAGGCCUUAGGGUCAUUUGGGUGGGAACAAAUUCUUUUAGCUGUAACACUUGUGCCAUAAAGUGGCCUCAUAGAGCAAUUUAGCAUAGCAGAACCAUUCAGCAUCAUCCAAUUCCUGGAUAUAUUUUGGUUUGUAUUUUGUCCAUUUCACAACAGAGGACAUGUUUUCCUUAUCCUGUAGGAUAUGAUUUUACUUUGUCACAGUUGAGUAAGCUCACUGUAGUGUGGUAACAUAUCUAUCACAGGAGAGGGCACUGCAUCUGCAAGUCCUCACUGUUAUCAGUGGUGGCUUCCUGGUAUGCGUAAUGACUGUUUGCAGGCUGGGUCUGGGGGGGCUGGCAACUCUGCAGAGCAGUUCUGCUGACUGCAGUAGAGAGGGACUACCUCAGUGCGUCAGCACUCUGAAAUGAAUGAAGAAAAAAACGAAUCAGUCAGAUUGACUGCAGAGACAGAGAGGGAGAGAAGACUCUACACACUUUCUAAUCUUGAUAUUUUGUGUAGCUGUCCUCACAUGCACUAGUGGCCGGGAGCACAUGCUCUGUAAGAUGUGAAGUACUCCCCAACCCCCCCACCGGUGCUAUAAAUCAAGAUGACCUUCCUUCUUUUCAUCCUCUUGGCCCUCUCCAAGAGCCGAGCUGACAGUUUUGAAGAGGCAUACAGUGACCUGGAACACUACAGGACUAUAUACAUCUCAGAAAAUGGCCCCAGACUCUCAGUUGACACAGCACAACCCAAAGUAAUCUCUCAACGUGGAGGCAACGCCACACUGCAGUGCAAGUUCAAUCGGGAUCCCUCAUCUCCCCCAAAUCCCAAAAUGAGGAUUAAAUGGACUAAACUGACUUCAGACUAUCUGAAGGAAAUUGAUGUGUUUGUAGCUAUGGGCUUCCACAAAAAGAGCUAUGGUCGAUUCCAUGGCCGUGUACACCUGCAGGCUGCCAGCAAGAAUGAUGCCUCAUUAGUUAUCACUGACAUCACUCUGGAGGAUUAUGGGAAAUACAAGUGUGAAGUUAUCAAUGGCUUGGAGGAUGAUACUGCAGUUGUAUCCCUUGACCUGGAAGGCAUUGUGUUCCCAUAUUUUCCUCGACUGGGACGUUACAACCUGAACUUCGCUGAUGCUGAGAAAGCUUGCCGAGACCAGGAUGCCACUGUGGCAUCUUUCGAUCAGCUGUAUGAUGCAUGGAGAGACGGGUUGGAUUGGUGCAAUGCAGGUUGGCUCAGUGACGGAUCGGUGCAAUACCCCAUCACCAAACCAAGAGAGCCAUGUGGAGGCAAAAACACCAUUCCUGGUGUGAGGAAUUAUGGGAUGCGUGACAAGCAAAAGGAAAGAUAUGAUGUCUUCUGUUUUACCUCUAACUAUAAAGGACGUUUCUAUUAUCUGAUACACCCUUUCAAACUUUCGUAUGAUGAGGCAGUGCGGGCAUGUCAAAAGGACGGUGCUCAGAUCGCCAAAGUUGGGCAGAUGUACGCAGCAUGGAAGCUGCUGGGCUACGACCGCUGUGAUGCAGGCUGGCUGGCGGACGGCAGCGUACGUUACCCGAUCUCAAGACCACGCAGACGCUGCAGUCCCACGGAGGCUGCCGUCCGCUUCUCUGGUUUUCCAGACAAGAAGCACAAACUCUAUGGCGUCUACUGCUACAAGAGUGACAACUGAGCGUACCAACUGUAUAUCUCAAGAACUAAGUGUGAUAAUGUAAGGCGUUAGAGUGCAUUAAAACUGUGACAAAGUCUCUAGAUACUGUAAUACAAAAUGAUUUAAAUAUAAAAUAAGUGAUUGGUGUUUGUUUGAAGCAAAGAUUCUGUAGAAUUAGGCACCUCAGGCACCCUCUUCUCUCAAAAUCAGGACUUUGCUACAAGACGUCAACAGGACAGGAAAAGUAUUCAUUCGGUGCCGCAGAAAUUAUAGCAACUGGUUCCAGGUCUGAAUGAUCUUAUACAGUACAGCAGUGCUGAAGGAAGAGUUAUUUGGUGAGACUGCAGAAGAAAUUUACACUGUACUCUUCCAUUUAGCAUGCAGUAGCUUGAGGGAUGUUCUAGAACAGAAUGAUAGCAAAGCUUACAUAGUUUGAACUGAUACCUUUGGGCACUUAGUUUAUCAUUCAAGAACAUCAUAUUCCAUAUAAAUAGCAUGUUAGAAAUAUAUUUUCUGUUAAUAGGAAAACAAAUUAGACGAAAGUCCUAAAUACCAUACAGUACAGCCAUGGCAUAAUGAACCAUUUUUUCUUUUGCCAUCCUUACAGGGUGCUAUAUUGUAUUAUUUUCUAAAAGUAUACCUUUUUAAAUUUAGUUUUAGGUGUGGACCAAACCAUGUUGAGUCAUAAGUCGCAUUGUUUUGUGAUUUUUUUAAACUAUUGAAAUAUACAAGUAGAGCGUUUAUAAAUGUAUUUUAAUUAUAUUUUUCUUGAAACUAUGUGUUUAUACAAUUUCUCCCCUAAAACGCAAUGUAAGAAAUUCAGAGCUCCAAUGUAUUGACCUCGUCACUGUCAAAUGUUAUUUGUGUUCAGGAAGAUGAAGAGAUCUGUGGUUCACACCACAGACAUUAUAACAAAACCAUUGUUUUUCCAAAAGUAAAUCUUGGUUUGUUUUCUAGAA
Messenger RNA from Carassius carassius (crucian carp), 3046 nucleotides. RefSeq names its product hyaluronan and proteoglycan link protein 1b (gene hapln1b). Gene Ontology annotation, biological process: cell adhesion. NCBI's taxonomy places the organism in Eukaryota, Metazoa, Chordata, Actinopteri, Cypriniformes, Cyprinidae. The transcript has 5 exons. The record is from RefSeq and is a predicted model, not a curated record. Gene Ontology annotation, molecular function: hyaluronic acid binding. Bases 1047 to 2108 code for a protein of 353 amino acids.